CCAACCCACCGUUCACUUCAUCAAGCUGCACCACGAAAUCGCGGAGAUGGAUAACAUCGAGGCCCCGGCGUUGCUGGCGUACCGCGACGGGGAUGUCUUCGCCACGAUUGUCGAGAUCAUGCGCCAGAUUCCCAAGGGGCGGAGUCUGAGUGCCGACAGUCUGGAGGACUUGUUGAAGAUGUACGUUGUCUUCCCGCCUUACCCAUCUCCGAGAAUAUUCGAUACUAAUCACAAUCAACAUGGACAGGCACCGCAUCCUCUAAAGCAACACCACUAAUCUCAAUCUGACGAUCAAUCCCGAUCCACGUUCACG
Aspergillus fijiensis CBS 313.89 is the source of this 313-nucleotide messenger RNA. RefSeq lists its product as uncharacterized. Lineage: Eukaryota; Fungi; Ascomycota; Eurotiomycetes; Eurotiales; Aspergillaceae. The record is from RefSeq and is a predicted model, not a curated record. The coding region runs from base 47 to 277 and encodes 76 amino acids. The transcript has a single exon.